CGUAGCUCAUUGUAAUAUUUGUUGUAAAGUAAGCUAGUUGGUUUCAUACCUUUAAAGCUAGCCAUGCUCAUAACCACCUAAGAUAGGAGAAAGAGAACCAUCAUUGCAAGGAAAAAGAGAAAAAACAGAGAGCCACAAAAUAGAAGAGAAGGGCUUUGUGGAGGCUGGCAGCAAUGGCAACACCAAAACAGAUGUGGGAGCAGCAACAAUCACAGAUGCAGCGAGUGAAGAACUCAGGAAUUAUCGGUUGCAAUGGGAGCCCAAUAAAGGAUGACAAGGAAGAAGAGAUGUCGCAGUCAGCAUUGGCUAUCUUCCGUGCAAAGGAAGAAGAAAUUGAGAAGAAGAAGAUGGAGGUCAAGAAUAAGGUUCAUGCUCAGCUGGGCCGUGUAGAAGAAGCAACUAAGCGCCUAGCAGAGAUUCGAGAAGAGCUUGAGGCUCUCACAGAUCCAAUGAGGAAGGAAGUUGGAAUUAUUCGCAAGAGGAUAGAUGCAGUUAACAAAGAAUUAAGGCCACUGGGUCAAAGCUGCCAAAAGAAGGAGAGAGAAUACAAGGAAGCCCUUGAGGCUGUCAAUGAGAAAAACAAGGAAAAAGCUCAACUAGUCACUAAAUUAAUGGAGCUGGUGGGUGAAAGUGAGAGAAUGAGGAUGAGGAAGCUGGAGGAGCUCAGCAAAAAUGUAGAUACUGUGAAAUAAGAAUUUUUAAUAAAGGAAACCAGAAGGGUGUUGGUGUGCUGCAAUUAGAGUAGUUUUUCUUGAGUUUGUUUUUCUCUUUUUUGUUUUUGUAUGAACUUUGGUCAGCUGGUGGGUGAAAGUGAGAGAAUGAGGAUGAGGAAGCUGGAGGAGCUCAGCAAAAAUGUAGAUACUGUGAAAUAAGAAUUUUUAAUAAAGGAAACCAGAAGGGUGUUGGUGUGCUGCAA
Quercus robur (English oak) is the source of this 916-nucleotide messenger RNA. RefSeq lists its product as uncharacterized. Lineage: Eukaryota; Viridiplantae; Streptophyta; Magnoliopsida; Fagales; Fagaceae. The record is from RefSeq and is a predicted model, not a curated record. The transcript is spliced from 4 exons. The coding region runs from base 174 to 692 and encodes 172 amino acids.